Messenger RNA from Prionailurus viverrinus (fishing cat), 1321 nucleotides. It is a transcript of the gene IL24, whose product is annotated as interleukin 24. Bases 683 to 1321 code for a protein of 212 amino acids. Lineage: Eukaryota; Metazoa; Chordata; Mammalia; Carnivora; Felidae. The transcript is spliced from 5 exons. The record is from RefSeq and is a predicted model, not a curated record.
CUUGGGGCCUCUACACAGUCAUCCCAAAUGGAGCUUCAGUGGGAGGUUUUAACGGUGAUUCACCUGGAGAUCUGAUUCCUCCCUCUCGUUCAGUUACCUGAAAAGUUAAUUCUUAGAGUCAGGGCUGAGUCACACAUUCGAGGUGGCAGAGUGAACGUGUGCCCCUAACCUGCUGUCUAUGCCCCUUCCUACAGGCCAGGGUCAAUCCCUGGACUCCCCCCAUCAUGGGGAGCAAGGAUGACCUUCUCCUGGGGGAGGAGUAAAGACCCGCCCAAGUGUGCCUCGUGACUUUGGGCAGAGCUCAGACAAACAAAUGCCUAGUUAAGGUCCCUUUCCUUCAGAGUUCAGGCUCACACGUUCUUUGGCACAUUAAAUGCCACCACCACUUGGUCAAAUUCUGACGGGCUGGUUGUUGGCUGGAGAGAACGGUCAUGGGGUGAGGAAGGAGGUGCUGGGUGUGUGUGUGACAUGGGUGGGCAUGGUGGGGGAGGGCAGAGAGAGAGAGAGAGUGAGACCAGAGGGUACGAGAUGGAAGGACAGAAAGACCCUCGCCCCACCCCAGCGCACAGCAAGGCCACAUGUUUAGAAUAUUCUAACACUAGGAACUUACCCUGGUCUCAGAUUUCACAUCUGUGUGUCCCCGAAGCUGGCCAAGGUAGAGCCAAGGGGCAUUACUCUGGGAAUGCCGCUGCUGGGCAGAAGUCCUUCCUCAGUGGGAUGCCUCCCUUUCUUCCAGCAGGAUCCACACCUGGUCCCUCCUUCACUGCAGAUGGGCUUUCCAGGGCUGAGGACUUCCCUCCUCUGCCUGAGUCUGAUCCUACAUCUUUGGAGCCAGGGGCCAGGCAUCCAGGGCCAAGAGUUCCAAUUCGGACCCUGCCGGGUGGAGGGAGUCGUCCUCCAGGAACUGUGGGAGGCCUUCUGGGCCAUGAAGGACAUUGUGCAAGCUAAGGAUAACAUCACGAAUGUCCGGCUACUACGGAAGGAGGUUCUGCAGAACGUCUCGAACGCUGAGAGCUGUUACCUUAUCCGUGCCCUGCUGAAGUUCUACUUGAAUACCGUUUUCAAAAACUACCAGGAUAAGGCAGCUGACUUCAGGGUCCGGAAGUCAUUCUCCACUCUGGCCAACAACUUCGUUGUUAUCGUGUCAAAACUACAGCCCAGUCAGGAAAAUGAGAUGUUUUCUGUCAGUGACAGUGCACGCAGGCGGUUUCUGCUGUUCCAGAGAGCAUUUAAACAGUUGGACAUAGAAGCGGCCCAGACCAAAGCCUUUGGAGAAGUGGACAUCCUCUUGACCUGGAUGGAAAAAUUCUACCAGCUCUGA